This is a messenger RNA of Astyanax mexicanus (Mexican tetra), 6028 nucleotides long. RefSeq names its product zinc finger protein 423 (gene znf423). The record is from RefSeq and is a predicted model, not a curated record. Gene Ontology annotation, cellular component: nucleus. The transcript has 10 exons. Bases 1048 to 5178 code for a protein of 1376 amino acids. Lineage: Eukaryota; Metazoa; Chordata; Actinopteri; Characiformes; Acestrorhamphidae. Gene Ontology annotation, molecular function: DNA-binding transcription factor activity, RNA polymerase II-specific; RNA polymerase II transcription regulatory region sequence-specific DNA binding. Gene Ontology annotation, biological process: regulation of transcription by RNA polymerase II.
CCAUGGCUCGGUGCUGUUGGCUCUCUGUGUGGCUGCUCGAGCCCAGGCUGCGCGGAGCUCCCUGCGGGAUCAGAGCGCUCCCCCGCCGGGACCCUACUCUCACAUCCUCCUGCUGGGACACGGCUACAUUUCCAGCCAAGCCUGGCUUUAUUAUGUGUGUCUGCGCUGCAGCCCCGCCAGCAGUCGGCUCGGGAGGCGGAGGGAAGACCAGAGUCAGGACAAAGAAGAAAAGGGGAGAGAGAGGCUAGCGAACCACAAACCGUUUCUUCCCUUCUUUUACGGCUGUUUCUUCUUCUUCUUUUAUUUAAAACUGAAGAGGGGGGAAAUUUAAGAAAGGGGAUAAACAAGAGCGAGAAAUCCCCACAGGAUUUUGAGGGACGUAAAUAAAUAGACAGUUCGGGAAACGGAUCCUGAAGCGGACCACGCGGGAGGGGGAAAAGAGAAGAGAAGAGGAAGGGGAACAAGAAAAAAAGAGGAAAAAUCCGCGAUCGGACCCAAACCAAGUCAAGAGAGUGUUUGUCGGGUUAUCUGAAAGAGAGAAGAAGCAUUGGUCCUCUUUUUGCUCGCCAACUCGCCGCAGCAGCGGCACCAGCAGCCGCGCGGCGGGUAACGUUAAUGCUGUGAUUUUGUUCAUUAUUAUAUAUUUUUCAUUUUUGAUUGAUUUUUUAAUUUGGUUGGACAAAACAAACUCUGAGCCUCAGAGGCGCGAGGAACAAAAGAGGAGCGCGAGUGACUCCUGCAGAAAAAAUAAAUCUACAGGUUGAAUCUAAGCGGCUCAAGUUGCCGGAUCGCUGGAGUAGCCUAUAGCCUAUCCGCGCGCAGCGCCGCUAUAGCGCGUGCUCCCCCCAGCGCUUCGCUCGCCGCGAGCGGCUGCAGGACUACCGCCGCCGCCGCCACGGGCACCCAAGUUGCCGCAUUGCAACAGGCGAAGUGAGAACAGGAGGAGGGAAGAGGACAGACGGGCAGCAGCGGCGUGCAGCAGCAGCCUAUGAGUGACUGUACGAGAGCACGAGAGAUCAAUAAAAGCAGAAAAGUACAGAGGCAGCGAUGUCGAGACGCAAGCAGGCCAAACCGCGCUCCGUUAAAGCGGUGGAAGAGGCAGAUUCAGCUGAAUUCACAGGUAGCUGGGACUCCACUACUGCAGCAGAUGCAGCCGUGCCAGAGCGUGACUCUGAAGGAAAGGACAAGGCCGGCGGUGAAGACGGUGAGCACAGUGUGACCAGUCAUGAUGAGCGAGCGGGCGAAGAGGAUUUGGAUGACGAGUCCAUCUUCACCUGCGACAACUGCCAACAGGACUUCGAAUGCCUGGCUGACCUGACGGAACACCGCACAAACCACUGCCCAGCAGAUGGCGACGAUGACCCGGGGCUCUCCUGGGUGGCGUCCUCUCCCUCCAGCAAAGACGUGGCAUCGCCAUCGCAGAUGCUGGGGGAUGGCUGCUGCGAUCUGGGCAUGGGCACGGGGGAGGAGGAAGGAGGCUCUGGCCUGCCCUAUCCCUGCCAGUUCUGCGACAAGUCCUUCAGCCGCCUCAGCUACCUGAAGCGCCAUGAGCAGAUCCACAGCGACAAACUGCCCUUCAAGUGCACCUUCUGCAGUCGGCUCUUCAAGCACAAGCGCAGCCGAGACCGCCACGUCAAACUGCACACCGGCGACAAGAAGUACAGCUGCCAAGAGUGCGAGGCUGCCUUUUCACGUAGUGACCAUCUCAAGAUUCACCUGAAGACGCACAGUUCCAGUAAACCCUUUAAGUGCAGUGUUUGCAAAAGAGGAUUCUCCUCCACCUCCUCGCUACAAAGUCACAUGCAGGCCCACAGGAAGAACAAGGAGCACAUGGCAAAAAAAGACCAAGGAAAAAGAGAUGGAUCUACAGGCGAUGCAGCUGACCAAGACCAGGACCUGUACAUGUGCGAUUACUGCGAAGAAACUUUCAGCCAGACAGAUGAGUUAGAGAAGCAUGUGCUUACGCGCCAUCCCCAGCUUUCAGACCGUGCAGAACUACAGUGCAUCCACUGCCCAGAGAUCUUCACUGAUGAAGGCACCCUGCUCACCCAUAUUGACCGAACACAUGCCAACAAGAAACACAAGUGCCCCAUGUGUGCAGAGCAGUUUUCAUCAGUAGAAGAUGUCUACUGCCACCUGGACAGCCACCGGCAACCUGACUCCAGCAACCACAGUGCUAGUCCUGAUCCAGUACUUGGCAGUGUGGCGUCCAUGAGCAGCGCCACUCCCGACUCUAGCGCAUCGCUGGAGAGAGGAUCCACUCCAGACUCAACCCUCAAACCCACACAGGGUAGGCGCAAACUAGCCCCGUCCUCUGAUCAAGAUGAAGGUUGGUCAGGAAAGAUAACUUAUAGUUGCCCUUAUUGCUCCAAGAGAGAUUUCAACAGCCUGGCAGUUCUGGAGAUUCACCUGAAGACUAUUCAUGCAGACAAACCUCAGCAGAGUCACACCUGUCAACUGUGUCUGGACACGCUGCCUACACUUUACAAUCUAAAUGAGCAUGUGCGCAAAGCACAUCGAUCCAGUGGAGGCUCAGCAUCCAGCUUUCCCCUUUUACAGUUCAGUAAUGUGUCUGCUUUUCAUUGCAACUACUGCCCCGAUAUGUUUGCAGACAUCAAUAGUCUGCAGGAGCACAUCCGUGUCUCUCACUGCUUGCCCGGUGGUGUGGUUGCUGGCUCCACCACAUUGGAAGGAAACCAUGCCUUCUUCUGUAAUCAGUGCUCAAUGGGUUUCCUUACGGAAUCCUCCCUCACUGAACACAUCCAGCAGACCCACUGCAACAGUGGUGGUGGCGGCGGCGGUGGUGGUGUGACCAAGAUGGAAUCCCCAGUAUUGCAGGCAUCGCAGUCCUUCAUGGAAGUCUACUCCUGCCCCUACUGUACCAAUUCUCCAAUCUUUGGUUCACUUCUCAAGCUCACCAAACACAUCAAGGAGAAUCAUAAAAACAUCCCACUAGCCAAUAACAAACGUAAAGUGAAAGUGGCAGAUCUGAGCCCGGCCUCCUCUGAUGUGGAGAUCUCCUCCCCUAAACGCCACAGAGUGACAAGUGAUGGCACAGGUGCUAAUGGUGAUUACCCCUGCAAUCAGUGUGAUCUUCGCUUCACCAGCUUUGAGAGUUUCCAGACCCACCUCAAGUCCCACUUGGAACUCCUACUAAGGAGACAGUCCUGUCCUCAAUGCAACAAAGAGGACUUUGACUCUCAAGAGUCUUUGCUGCAGCACUUGACCAUCCACUACACUACAACCUCCACACAGUAUGUUUGUGAGAGCUGUGACAAGCAGUUCUCAUCGGUUGAUGACCUGCAAAAGCACUUGCUGGACAUGCACACGUUUGUGCUGUACCACUGCACAUUGUGUCAGGAGGUGUUUGACUCCAAGGUCUCCAUCCAAGUGCACCUGGCUGUCAAACAUAGCAAUGAAAAGAAAAUGUACCGUUGCACAGCAUGCGCCUGGGACUUCCGUAAGGAGACUGACCUGCAGGCACACGUGAAGCACACUCACCUGAGCCAACCCUCUGGGCCUGGGGUUACCGGCAAAGCUCGCAAAUGCAUAUUCUGUGGGGAGAGUUUUGGCACAGAAGUGGAGCUCCAAUGCCACAUUACAACCCACAGUAAGAAAUUUAACUGCCGCUUUUGUGGCAAGGCCUUCCAAGCCAUUGUGCUGCUGGAGAGACAUCUCAGAGAGAAGCACUGCAUGUUCGAUGGAGGAAAUGGCAAUGGAAAUGGGGGAAGUCAGAAUGGAACUCCAAAUGGAGUGACUCAAAGCUCUAAGCGUGGAGGAGGAGGAGGUUCAACAAUAGCUGCUGAGCAGGCAGACCUUCAAAACAUGCUUUUGAAGGGAGGAUCCCAAGAAACUGCCAACAGCCAUGAAGCCAGUGGAGGAGAGGAGGAGAUUGAUGCCUCAGAACCUAUGUAUGCUUGUGACAUCUGUGGUGCGGCAUAUACCAUGGAGUCCUUGCUCCAGAACCACCGGUUGCGGGAUCAUAAUAUAAGGCCCGGCGAGGAUGAUGCAGGAUCCCGUAAAAAGAAGGCAGAUUUUAUCAAGGGCAAUCACAAGUGCAAUGUCUGCUCAAGAACCUUCUUCUCAGAGAAUGGCCUGAGGGAACAUGCCCAAACCCACCGUGGCCCAGCCAAACACUACAUGUGCCCCAUCUGCGGAGAGCGUUUCCCCUCUCUGCUCACCCUCACAGAGCACAAGGUCACGCACAGCAAGAGCCUGGACACAGGCACCUGUCGGAUCUGCAAGAUGCCCCUGCAAAGUGAAGAGGAGUUCAUUGAGCACUGCCAGAUGCAUCCGGACCUGAGGAACUCACUGACAGGCUUCCGGUGUGUGGUCUGCAUGCAGACGGUCACCUCAACGCUGGAGCUAAAGAUCCAUGGCACCUUCCACAUGCAAAAGCUGUCCUCAUCAGGGGGUAGUGGUGGGGGAGGAGGGUCAGCCUCAUCAUCUCCCAAUGGCCAGUUGCAGGCCCACAAGCUGUAUAAGUGUGCACUCUGCUUGAAAGAGUUCAAGAACAAGCAGGAGCUUGUCAAGUUGGAUGUCAAUGGCCUACCCUUCGGGCUGUGCGCCGCCUGCAUGAGCCGAGGCACCAACGGUCAGACAUCCAGUGGGGUCGUAACUCCUCAGGAGCAAGGGGAGAAGGGUGCCACUGGGCUGCGAUGCCCUGAGUGUGCUGUAAAGUUCGAGACCGUGGAAGAUCUGGAAAGCCACGUUCAGGUAGACCAUCCUGAGAUGAGCCCAGAGACCAGUGGAGCAAAGAAAGUGGCAGAGGCUUCACCUGUUCCUAAGAAGAAGACGUAUCAGUGCAUCAAAUGCCAAAUGACCUUUGAGACGGAACGCGAGAUCCAGAUCCAUGUUGCCAAUCACAUGAUAGAGAGAGAGCCUGCCCAGCUUCCGCCAGAGGAAGGCAUCAAUCACGAGUGCAAGCUGUGUAACCAGAUGUUUGACUCUCCGGCCAAACUCCUGUGCCACCUGAUCGAGCACAGCUUUGAGGGCAUGGGUGGCACCUUCAAGUGCCCCGUCUGCUUCACAGUGUUUGUCCAAGCCAAUAAGUUGCAGCAGCACAUCUUCGCCGUGCACGGGCAGGAGGACAAGAUCUACGACUGCUCGCAGUGUCCGCAGAAGUUCUUCUUCCAGACUGAACUCCAGAACCACACACUGAGCCAGCACGCACAGUGAGAGAGGCCUCGGCGGGACGCCCCGUUCAGCCGGAACCCCGACCCACGCCCGGUGGGGGACGACCAUUUCAACAUCACAGCCAAUCAAAGUGUCAUUUGCUACUCACAUGUAAAACUCUAACGAUUCCGCCACCAGGCGCAGCUAUUACGAACGGUGGGGAAUGAAUAUUAAUGGGAUAUGCUAUUAAAAAAGAAAAGGAGGAGGGGGGGAAGGAGAGAAAAAGGUAUUCUACGUGCAGUAUUUUUUAUUGUCCCUGCUUCCCGUUUGUGCAUUCCGUUUUUUUUUUCUUUCUUUUUUUUUCCUGUUUUUCUUUCCCGUUUUUUUUGUUUGGAACAAAAGAAAAAAUGGAAGGAGAAAAAAAGAAAUGCCCCUCUGUCUCUGAUUUUAGUCUCUAGAAAUGCUUCACUUACCUUGUCCUCUGUUGCUUCUUGUAUAAAAAAACUUCAUAGGUGCCGUUUUUUUUUUUCCCUUUAAUGCAUUUCUUUUUUCCCCCCUCUUGGUUUUUGUACCUUUUAUUUCUUGCAGUAAAUAGGUACUUGUGCUGUGUUGUGAAUGCUUGCCAGUCGUAAUAUCUUUUUUUCCCUUUCUAUUAUUAUUGUUAUAUAUUUUCUUUUUUCUAAUUACAGUAAAAACAAACAAAAAAAAGACAAAAAAACAUAUAAAUCGACAAAAACGUAAUGGUUUUGAUGGGAUUUUGCAGUUCAUGGGCCUUAUGGUUGUUGUAAAAAAUGAAUAUCAUCGAUUUCAGUUCAACUGGAUGAUGUCUGCUUUUUAAAUGUGAAUUAACCAGAUUGCAAUAAAACUAGUACAGUUGAAAAUAAACAAAUAAAUGAAUCAUGAAUUAAGGGAG